Molecule: messenger RNA, 646 nt
Organism: Priapulus caudatus
Lineage: Eukaryota; Metazoa; Priapulida; Priapulimorpha; Priapulimorphida; Priapulidae
Product: COP9 signalosome complex subunit 3-like
Exons: 8
Coding region: 14-646 (210 amino acids)
Biological process (GO): ubiquitin-dependent protein catabolic process
Cellular component (GO): COP9 signalosome
Source: RefSeq, a predicted model, not a curated record
ACCCGAUUUCACGAUGGCGGCGGCUUUAGAGCAAUUUGUGAAUAAUGUCAGAAAUUUGUCGGCCCAAGGAAACUUCAGCCAACUAUGCGAGUUUAUCAACAAGAGCAUGGACAUUCUUGCGAAGCAUGCUUCACACCUCGACAAUGUACUAGCAACCCUAGACCUGCAGCAGCACUCACUCGGGGUCCUUGCUAUCUUAGUUGUCAAGUAUGAACUACAGAACAUACCAGACUUUGAAGGGCUGUUUGCAUUGACUCAAGAGUUCAUACUUGGUUGUAAUGGCGAGCAAGUAAGAUUUGCAACAGACUCGUAUUCAGAGCUGUGUCACCAAAUGACCCGUCAGCUCGUGGAAAGGAAGCAGCCGAUUCGAGGCAUCUCACUAGUGAGCAGUGCUAUUCAGAAGAUUCAGCUUUACCCGUCACAGCUGACAUCGAUCCAUGCUGAUCUCUGCCAGCUCUGCUUGGUCGCAAAGUGCUUCAAGCCAGCGUUGGAUUUUCUGGAUGCAGACAUCACAGACAUCAGUAAGGAGAACAGCGCGUACGACGUGAAACAUUUCCUCGCCUACUACUACUACGGCGGCAUGAUCUACACGGGCCUGAAGAACUACGACAGAGCCCUCUAUUUCUUCGAAAUCACUUCGACGUAA